Eleginops maclovinus (Patagonian blennie) is the source of this 1782-nucleotide messenger RNA. It is a transcript of the gene gltpd2b, whose product is annotated as glycolipid transfer protein domain containing 2b. Gene Ontology annotation, biological process: intermembrane lipid transfer. Gene Ontology annotation, cellular component: cytoplasm. NCBI's taxonomy places the organism in Eukaryota, Metazoa, Chordata, Actinopteri, Perciformes, Eleginopidae. Gene Ontology annotation, molecular function: lipid transfer activity. The record is from RefSeq and is a predicted model, not a curated record. The transcript has 4 exons. The coding region runs from base 167 to 1093 and encodes 308 amino acids.
GAAAGAUUUAGGAGGGUGAGGGGGGGUCAGAGGCAGGGGUCCGUCAGGGAGUGAGUGUGGUGACAGCCAGAGCAAGGGGGAAAGGACUCAUGUGAGAACCAGAGGAAUUAAAAUAUAGGGACAAAGAGAAGGAACAGAGCUGGCAGACCCAAAACUGGACUUCAGUAUGGGUGUGAAGAGCAAGGCUGCGGCUGCUAUCUUAGUCCUGCUGCUGUUCCUCGGCUCCCUGUGGCUCCACGGAGGUUUGGAUUACCACUGGGAUUCGUGUUUGAAGGGUUAUAAUCAGGUGAACACGCUUCACCAGCUGUACAACAGCAGCGGGGCCGAUGGAGCCGAGGGCCCACAGGUCAUCGAGGGGUGCCCGGGUCAGACCUUCCAGGUGUCGCUGCUGGUGUCCCACCUGCUGGCUGCACCCGCAUACACCUCCGACGUGCUGCUGCAGCCAUAUCUGUCCAGCUGGGACGAGCUCGUGAGGUUUAUGGAAGCUCUGGGCCCGAUGGUGGGGCUGAUAUCUAGCGAGAUAGAAACCAAGACCUCUAUAAUCCGCCAACUGGCCCUUUUGGCAGAAGUGGACCCUGAAGCAGAGCUGGGCCCGGAUAUACACUCAAUAAACAGGCUGGUCACAGAAGCUGGGAAAAAGACUGAUAAGGAGGCCUCGGAACACACUAGUGCUUACCACUCUGUGCGCACCAUGAUCUGGACAGAGCUGGACCGAGGGCUGGUGAACUUCCACCACCAGACGGACUCUGGGUGUCGGACUCUCCUGCGACUACACCGCGCUCUGCUCUGGCUGAAGCUCUUCCUGGAGAAGCUGUCUGAGACACCGGUGGCUGGCCGGUUGAGGAGCCCCUCAGAGCUUUGUAGAGAGGCCUACCAGAGCACCCUCGCCAACCACCACACAUGGUUUGUCCGCAAGGCCGCAGACCUGGCCUUCAUCGCCAUGCCGGAGCGGACUUUCUUCUUCAGGCUGGUAUGUGUGCAGAACCAGGAGGAGCUAAGCAUGUUGCUCAAAAGAGUGGUAGGUUCCUUGGGAGAGGUUUAUGACAGGACGCAGAGUGCCUUGGAAGAAAAUGGCAUGCUGGACUUGCCGUAGAAAAGCAAAUGGCUGUGCGACUUGAACAUAUUUGCACUGUCUUCAAGGUAUACUGGGCAUCACAGCUGGUGUCAACAUAAAUGGCCUUUACUGCUGGAAUUCAUAUGUGCCAUAUUUUUCCUCCAAACCAAAGUACUGCGUCAACAAUCAACUGAUACUGAAAGUGUGUUUGCUUUCCAUCUGUGGACAUUCCUUAUCAUAUUUUAUGAGAUCACAUCUCGACACCGUAAAGCAUUUUUAGGGCAGCUGAUGACGCGUUCCGGCUGGCUUUGAAUGAUUUAACCACUAGAACCUCUGUUCAGCUUAUGAUGUGCUUGAGAUCGUCACCGGGGGCUGAUUUUGUAAUUUAUUGAUUUGUCUGUUUGUGCCAACCCCUGCCCACAUGAAUUCUUUCUUUUUUACAUUGAGAACAUUAUUGAAAAUGACUGCUGUUUUUACUGUAGAUAAUGCUUGGUGAUUUAAUAUGCUACCUCAAAAAACUGACUAGGUCUAGCUGCCUUGUAGCCCUUAAAUCUGGGACCAAUCUAUCCUGAUUAAAGAGGUGUCACACAACAAAUCAACAGGUGCUGAGAAGAGGACAAACAGUGCUGAAAUGCGACUGUAGUGUGAGUGUGGAGAAUUGAUUGUUCCUGUUUUAUAUUGUAAAUGGUUGAAUGAUGUUCAGAAUGAUUAAAUAUCUUUAUCAAAAA